Messenger RNA from Punica granatum (pomegranate), 1840 nucleotides. The record is from RefSeq and is a predicted model, not a curated record. NCBI's taxonomy places the organism in Eukaryota, Viridiplantae, Streptophyta, Magnoliopsida, Myrtales, Lythraceae.
AAAAGUUAUAGAAAAUCACACCAGAAAAUGGGACAUCCACGCCGUACUUUGCUCUCUUUUAUAUGUUCAGCUUUUCUAGUUUUAGUUGCAGCAUCUCGCUGGGCACGAGGAGAUGAACCAUUUACACAAUGUUUAAUCCAGAAUUCGCACCUGUCUCAUCCCAUUUCGUCUGUGAUUUACACCCCCAACAAUUCUUCCUAUUCGUCCGUUCUUCAAUCCUACAUCCGUAACCUCCGGUUUAAUACAUCUACCACCCCCAAGCCGAUUGUAAUUAUCACGGCACUGCACAUAUCACACGUACAAGCAUCAAUCAUCUGCGCAAGGGAGCAUUCGCUCCAGAUGAAAAUCCGAAGCGGGGGCCAUGACUAUGAGGGCAUAUCUUACUAUUCCCUGAGCACUCCGUUCUUCAUACUUGACAUGCUGAACCUCAGGUCCAUUGAGGUGGAUGUGGGUAGUGAGACUGCCUGGGUCCAGGCAGGGGCCACACUUGGGGAGGUUUACUACCGAAUAGCCGAGAAGAGCAGGACCCAUGGUUUCCCUGCUGGCGUCUGCCCUACGGUUGGUGUGGGCGGGCAUUUCAGUGGUGGGGGGUAUGGAAACAUGAUGAGGAAGUACGGCCUCUCGGUGGACAAUAUAGUGGAUGCCCAGAUGGUCGACGUCAAUGGGAGGCUCCUUGACCGAGAAUCCAUGGGGGAGGACCUCUUCUGGGCCAUUCGAGGUGGUGGGGGAGCUAGCUUCGGGGUCAUCCUAGCCUACAAGAUAAACCUUGUACCCGUUCCCGAAACUGUGACUGUGUUCCGGGUAGAGAAGACUCUAGAACAGAAUGCGACCGAGAUCGUCUACAAAUGGGAGCAAGUUGCCCCUCAUCUAGAUGAAGACCUAUUCAUACGGCUCAUCAUAGAUGUUGUCAACUCGACAAUUCAAACUGGUAAGAAAACAAUUCGAGCUUCAUUCCUUGCUUUGUUUCUAGGGAACACUACAAGGCUUUUAUCCAUCACAAACGAGAGCUUCCCGGAAUUGGGUCUUAAGCCCUCGGACUGCAUAGAAAUGACUUGGGUUGAGUCAGUUCUUUACUGGACGGCCUUCCCCACUGGGACCCCGGUGGAAGCUCUCCUUUCGCGUACGCCACAAGUGCUCACACACUUGAAGAGAAAAUCCGACUAUGGUAAGGAACCGAUCCCGAAAGAGGGUUUAGAGUACAUUUUCAAGAGAAUGAUAGAACUUGAGAGGCCUGCCCUAACUUUCAACCCUUAUGGUGGGAAAAUGGCUGAAAUUUCACCGGCGGAGACUCCCUUCCCACACAGAGCUGGGAACCUGUGGAAGAUACAGUACGCAACGAAUUGGGACGAAGAUGGAGAAGAAGCAGCAAACUAUUACAUAGGAUUGACGCGAAAGCUAUAUGAUUACAUGACGCCUUUCGUGUCCAAAAACCCCAGGGAGGCCUUUCUCAACUACAGAGAUCUCGACUUGGGGAUUAAUCACAACGGCAAUGCAAGUUACAUGGAAGGCACAGUUUAUGGGGUGAAGUACUUCAAAGGGAAUUUUAAGAGGCUGGUGCGAAUUAAGACCAAGGUUGAUCCAGGGAAUUUCUUCAGGAAUGAACAAAGUAUCCCGACUUUACUGCAUCGAAGAAAGUGAAGCAACGUGAUACAUAUAGUUUUCGCAUAUCCAUUCAGUCAAUAUAAGUUCAUUAUCAAUAGUGUAGUCAUAUUUGAAUAAUGAAGAUGAAGGUCUGUAAUUGUCGCAGUAGUUGUACGUCAUUAAUUGCCAGUUCAAUUACUGAAUAAACCAAAAUUGUUUGAUUUCUGUUGAUAUAUACGAGACUGCUUCUGAGAGUUAA